This is a messenger RNA of Triplophysa dalaica, 4668 nucleotides long. It is a transcript of the gene gpc6b, whose product is annotated as glypican 6b. Gene Ontology annotation, cellular component: extracellular region; cell surface; synapse. The record is from RefSeq and is a predicted model, not a curated record. NCBI's taxonomy places the organism in Eukaryota, Metazoa, Chordata, Actinopteri, Cypriniformes, Nemacheilidae. Bases 684 to 2384 code for a protein of 566 amino acids. The transcript is spliced from 9 exons. Gene Ontology annotation, biological process: regulation of protein localization to membrane; regulation of signal transduction; cell migration.
UUAACAGAGCUGAGCAUGCAAGUGUUUAUUUACAUUUAUGCAUUUGUACAGAGUAGAUAUUAGUGUGUUCCUUGGGAACCAAACCCAUUGUUGUCACAAUCACAUCCUCCAUAUAUGUUCGGUAAGUUUUAUUCUUUCCCUUGACCUUCAGACUUCAUUUUUAUUCCAUUUUUUUCCCAUGUUUAACGUGACUAAUAUUCAUAUUUUGCAUGAUUCAUGAACAGAUCACACAUGACAGUUAACCAGUGUUUUAUUAUAGUAAAAUUGUACAAACCAUGUUUUUUUUGGCAGAUCACGCGUUUUCUUACAAAUACCAUGGUGACAUUGGUUACCUUAUUAUUAUAAUAUUUUUUUAAACACCAUGGUUAACUUUCUUAAGGGGAGGCUCAGGGUUUAAUUUUGCUGACGUAUGCCACACGUUGUCCGGGGUAAAUCGCAUUCCAGUUGAAACUGGGCGAACAGUGGCUGAACUCUGGACGAAGUCACUGCGCACUAGGCUUCAUGCGCAUGACUUCAGCACACAUUUGCGCUUUCACCCCGAAGACCUGUGACGCUCCAACAGAUGUCAGAACACGACAUGCUUUCCAUUUCAAAACUUGAAGGUAUUUUGUCUCCCUAAGAGCGUCUGGAGGAGACGGCGCGCUCUCGGUUGUAGACGCGGAUGCGCAUCCAGCGCCUUCAGGAUGAUCCGGAUGUCCAGCGGAAUAAAGCGGCACGAGGUUUCACCGGAGCGCGUGAUGUUGGCUGCGUUUGCCGGUGUGUGUUUUCUGUCGGUCGUGCGCGUGUCGUCUGCGGAGGAUUUACCGGCGGUGAACUGCAGUCUGGUGAAAGACGCGUACACUUCUCUGGGAUUCAGUCCUGCCGAUGUGCCAAACGCGGAAACACCAGGAGGUCUUCCGCAAGUUUGUGGUCCACUGAAGACAUGCUGUAACACAGUAAUGGAGGAGAAGUUUAACCAGAGGAGCACACGAGACUUUGAGAAGCUGAUAGACGACACCAGCGAGGAGCUGAGGAACACGUUUAUGACCAGACAUAAAAGGUUUGAUGGUUUCAUUCUGGAGUUGCUGGAGAAAACUGAGCAGUCUCAAAAUGAGAUGUUCAUCCGUACAUACGGCAAACCCUACAUGCAGAACGCCGAGGUCUUUCAGAGUUUGUUCGCCGAUAUGAAGAGAUACUACACCGGUGGCAACGUCAAUCUGGAGGAGAUGCUGAACGACUUCUGGACGCACCUUCUGGAGCGCAUGUUCCAGCUCCUCAAUUCUCAGUUCGUCAUCACUGAGGAUUAUCUUGAAUGUAUCAGUAAGUACAUGGAAGAGCUCAAACCCUUUGGAGACUUUCCUAAGAAGCUCAAGUCUCAGGUUACUCGGGCGUUCGUCGCGGCUCGCACCUUCGUCCAGGGCUUGGUGGUGGGUCGGGAAGUCGCUAACAGAGUUUCUAAGGUUACCAUGAGCCCCGCGUGCAUUGACGGCUUCACUAAAAUGCUCUACUGUUCAUAUUGUGAUGGUCUGUCCACGCUGAAGCCCUGCAAGAACUACUGUCUGAAUGUACUGAAGGGCUGUCUGGCCAACCAGGCCGAUCUCGACCCAGAAUGGAGCAAAUAUACCGAUGCCAUGUUGCUCUUGACAGAGAGACUAGAGGGACCAUUCAACAUCGAGUCCGUCAUGCAGACGAUAGACGUCAAGAUAUCAGAAGCCAUCAUGUAUAUGCAGGAGAACAGCAUGCAGCUCUCUCAUCAAGUUUUCCAAGGUUGUGGACAACCGAAGCCUUCAGGAAUGAGCAGAACUGCCCGCGGUGUCCCUGACACGUUCAGCGGACGCUUCAGCCCCUACAACCCCGAAGAACUUCCGACCGCUGCUGCCGUUAGUCGCCUGGACCGCCUGGUGGGUGACAUCAAAGAAAAGUUGAGGCAUUUCAGAAAGUUUUGGUCCUGGAUUCCAGAAGGCAUAUGUCAGGAAGAAAACGUGGCAGCGCUGGACGGUGAUGAUGACUGCUGGAACGGUGUUUCUAAGGGCAGAUACGUCCCUGAGGUUCUGAAAGAUGGACUAACCCAUCAGGUGAAUAACCCAGAGGUCGGGGUUGACAUAACCAGGCCGGACGCGCUCAUACGACAACAGAUUGCGGCUUUAAGAGCGAUGACCAACAAGCUCAAGAAUGCAGAUGACGGUAAUGACAUGUACUUCCAAGACUCCGAUGAUGACAGCAGCACUUCAGGAAGCGGCAGCGGCGGCGGUGAGAUGUGUGUCACAGAAUCAGACUCUUUCAUCACACAAGCUCCUCAUGAAGAAGCGGAGAAACGUGAUGAAGCUUCUUCAGCCUCCAUCAUCCGGUCAUCUCUUCUCCUCGUCCUGUCGCCGCUGGUCGUCUCUGCUCUGGUCCUGAGAUAGAAUACGCUGUCCUUCAUCAGACUGCUACUGUCUCUAGUGCUUCACAUUCACUGUGAUCUCAGUGAAUGAUGAGAUCCAGAAAAUCUUCCUCCUGUGUGGAGAUACAGAUGGGAUGAGCGCAUCUUACAUUAUACAUUUUCUCAAGCAUAAUUUCUCUCUCUCUAUCUCUCUAUCUCUCUUUCUCUUCCAACGAUCAUAAGCAGUACAUUUAUCAUCAGAUAUAUGAAAGACGUUUAUUUCAGUUUUUUGUGUAAAAAUUUAACAGCAGCUCAUUUAUGGAUUAUAUUUGGCAAAUAAUUAAGAUCAUAUUCUCGCUCAUAUUUUCAUUCGAUUAUAGCUUGUCGUGUAAUGUGGAAGAGAAUGUAUGUCUUUUCUACCAAAUACCCGAAUAGCUUUUUAUUGCAUAAUACUAUUUUUAAAGUGAGAACAAUUGGAUAGUGAAAAAAUGAACAUUAGGCUUCAGUCUUCUGUGCAUAUAAAUGAGUGUAAUGUACACGGGCCGUUUUAACCCAAUCCCUCUAUUUGCACUUGGUUCUUUGCUAAAGGACAUUUUGCUUAAAGAUGCUCGACAUGUGGAAAGUGCCGUGUUCACUAACCUCAAUAAUCAGAGCGAUAUGACAUUUAGUGAAAUAAAUCCGUCUGCAUCAAUAGACUCACAACAUUCACUUCUCACACAAAUACACACAAUAGAAUUUAUUGCACUUGUUUUUUAUUGUAGUACUUUCUGAGCUUGGUCGUUCAAACAGAAACCAGCUUUAACUACACUCUUAAAAAUAAAAGUGCUUGAAAGUGUCUUCACAGCGAUGACAAAGAAUCAUUCAGUCAAAGCGUCUUUAAAGAACCAUUUCUCUCUGACCUUUUUAUAAUCUAAAGAACCUUUUUUCGCCACAAAGAACCUGUUGUGAAGCAGAAAGAGUCUUCAGAUGUUAAAGGUUCUUUAUGGAAUCAAAGGGUUCUUCUAUGGCAUCAAAAAACUUUUGAAGGACAUUUUUUUAAGAGUGUAGAAGAAGAUCAAGAAGUCGUUCACAUGACCUGAAGCACUUCUGUCCUGUUCUCUAAGAUUUUGUGUUCUUGUCUUUAAUAAACUGCGCAGUCGUUUAAAUAUGCAGUGAAUGUUCUUCAUCUUCAGCCGUUCAUUCACAUUCAGUGUUAUGAUUUGAUACGUCAUGUAACUUCUGAAUAAAAAUCUUAACAUUCCCCCCUCCUAAAACUGCUGGUACGAUCCAGAAUUCAUCAUAAUUCUAACAUGAAAAACACUUUCUUUCUGUUUGUCAAGCUAAAAAUAUCCCCAAUGUUGAGUUUUUCAGAUGUUUUAUUUCAGAGCUCGGUUUGCGAGGCAUUCUGCAGGAUUCUGUCCCCCAAGCGUCUGGGCAGGACAUUCAGAAAGUUGUGUUUCCGAAUAAUGGAUGAGGAAAAUUUGCACACAGAUAAUCCGUAAUUCACACAAGCACUGUUUGUGGAGAGGUUUCUGUCAUUUUGAAGAUGGAUGAUUGUAAUGCCAUUCCAUGGAAAGCAAUCUAGACUUUCUGAUACUGUAACUUGAAUAGAUCAGAUGUUUUUUUCGAUCAUGUUUUAACUGAACUGUAUGGGAAUACGAUGUUUUGCAGGUUUAUUGAUCAUCGUUAUUAACAUUCAGUGAUUUGGGAAAACGAAUAUUAUUGAUCUCCCCCACAAACUUCUUCAGCGUUUAAAAAAAAAGUGUUUUGAUCGCUUCAGUCAAUAUCGACAUAUCAGUUGUAUUUUCUUUCAUCAGUUAUUUUUAUAUAUCAGUUUUCAUUAUUGUUUGUGCAUGUGUAGAGUUUAUUUUCACUAUAAGUCUUAUGAGUAUGUACAGAUUACAUUUUGAAUGUAAUGUGAGCACUUUCAUAUUAUGUUUUUUUUUUCUUAGAGGCAGGGAAAAUGUGUAAAGUGAAUAUAGUAGCAUUUCACAAUAAUGCAAAUACAAUUUUGGAGCAUUUGCUGCAUGUUUGAAAGUGGCAAAGUGGAACUAAAACUAUAUUUAUCGUCAACAUUUUUGAGUGAUCUGAACAUAUUUGUUUUCACUACUUACAAAUGAAAUGCUAUUUAAAACAAUGUUCAAAAUGUUUUAAACUCUGUGGUUUGGUGGAAAGAGGCCGAAGGUCUUUUGUGUUGCAUUCUCAUAAAGAAAUGGAUUUAUAACUCAAACUGAAAGAUGGUUUUAUCUGAAUGUCACGCAUCAGUUUAAUCAUAAAUCACUCUUUAAUUUUAUUCAAGUUUGUAUCAUUCUUAUAAAUCUCACAAACACAGGUGACAUUUUAGUGUG